UCAACAUGGCCGAGCAACUUGUUCUUCGCGGCACCCUCGAGGGCCACUCCGGCUGGGUCACCAGCCUGGCUACCUCGCUUGAGAACCCCAACAUGCUCCUGUCCGCCUCGCGCGACAAGACCCUGAUCAUCUGGAACUUGACCCGCGACGAGACCUCAUACGGCUACCCCAAGCGCAGCCUCCACGGUCACUCGCACAUUGUCUCCGACUGUGUCAUCUCCUCGGACGGUGCCUACGCCCUUUCCUCCUCCUGGGACAAGACUCUCCGCCUGUGGGAGCUCUCGACCGGCCAGACCACCCGCCGCUUCGUCGGCCACACCAACGAUGUUCUGUCCGUCUCCUUCUCGGCCGACAACCGCCAGAUCGUCUCCGCUUCCCGCGACCGCACCAUCAAGCUGUGGAACACCCUUGGUGACUGCAAGUACACCAUCACCGACAAGGGCCACACCGACUGGGUCUCCUGCGUCCGCUUCUCCCCCAACCCCCAGAACCCCGUCAUCGUCUCCGCUGGUUGGGACAAGCUCGUCAAGGUUUGGGAACUUGCCACUUGCCGCAUCCAGACUGACCACAUCGGUCACACCGGCUACAUCAACACCGUCACCAUCUCCCCGACGGUUCCCUCUGCGCCUCCGGACGGUACCACCAUGCUCUGGGACCUGAACGAGAGCAAGCACCUGUACUCGCUCAACGCCGGUGACGAGAUCCACGCCCUUGUCUUCUCCCCCAACCGCUACUGGCUGUGCGCCGCCACCGCCUCGAGCAUCAUCAUCUUCGACCUCGAGAAGAAGAGCAAGGUUGACGAGCUCAAGCCCGAGUACGUCGAGGUUGGCAAGAAGAGCAGAGAGCCCGAGUGUGUCUCGCUCGCCUGGUCCGCCGACGGUCAGACCCUCUUCGCCGGUUACACCGACAACAAGAUCCGCGCCUGGGGCGUCAUGUCGAGAGCU
Aureobasidium uvarum is the source of this 944-nucleotide messenger RNA. The record is from the annotation of a GenBank genome assembly. NCBI's taxonomy places the organism in Eukaryota, Fungi, Ascomycota, Dothideomycetes, Dothideales, Saccotheciaceae.